AUGCCAGCAGCACCAAGAAAGAAGGCCAGCGCCGCUGCAAAGCGAGCCACCGAGUCUCAAGCGUCCUCGGGAAGUGAGGGUACCCCAAAACCAGAGGGAGCUACUAAGUCUCACAAGCGGUCACGCUCUGGCUGCUUCACAUGUCGUCUUCGGCGGAAGAAGUGCGAUGAGAAACACCCCUCCUGCGGAGCCUGCAGCAACCUCUGCGUAAAAUGCGAAUAUAAACGCCCGAUCUGGUGGGGUAAUGCGGAGCAAAGAAAGAUGCACAAGGAAAGGAUCAAGAACAAGAUCAAGCAAACAAAGAUGAACGAGCGCAAUGGCUCAUUAGCCAUAGAUCCUGCUGCUCACGCACGGAGUUUGGCAGCCAACUCACCAACGUCCCCGGAAUUCGAAUAUGGUCGCCCAUUCCCGGAGCCAUCCUACGACAUGUUCGCCUCCCAGUUUCCAACACCCGCCAUGAGCCAAACCAUCUACGCACAGCAGUAUCCUUAUGAGGUAGACGUCAAGACGGAACGCCAGACAUUUGUCAAUGAUGUUCAACUGCGCCAUGAUUCAAUAUCUUCGACCUUCAGUAGCUUCGCGCCGCCUCAACUGAAUGCGCCUCUUCCUACUUUCCCGGGCGAUGAAUGGUUCCAUGACGAGUACUUCCGGGCUCCAGCUCUCCCAGGAAUUGACCCUGCACUCUGCGAUCAAACGGCAUUCCCAGAAACAUAUGAUAUGCUGCAGAACAUACCCGUCAGCGACCACGACCGACCGCUUCUCGAGCACUUUAUCCACAACGUCUUGAGAGUGAGCUUUCCGGUUCUCGAGGCCCAUCAACGAGGGCACCUGCGCGCACAGGCCGUCCUUCAAACUCUUGAGACCAACAAGUGCUACCUUCACUGCUGCCUCAGUGUCGCCGCAAUCCACUUGAAGACAACCGAAGGAAUCACGGGGGAACAGAUCGACCAUGAUAUCAUGCGCAAUCGAUUUGAGGCCAUUUCUCAAUUAUGUCAAGCUUUAGGAGAUGACACAGAACAUCAGGAAAUUCUCGAUGCUACCCUCGCCAUGAUCUUCUUCCACUCCUCAGUGGGACCCGCCGACGACUAUCUUCCGGACAUCCCAUGGUUAGACCAUUUUCAGGCAGCUGCAAACCUAGUGCAACGACUCGGUCUCACUGCAGAUGCGCCGAACCCGUACGUUUUGCCACCAUUCAGCAUGACCUUGACGGCUUGGAUUGAUAUUCUCGGCUCCACGAUGUAUCGAAGGACGCCGGAAUUCGCCCACACUUACCGAUCAAAACACCUGGGUGGCGUGUCUCUGGGCCUGCGGGAGCUCAUGGGGUGCGAGGACCGCGUUAUGUACCUCAUCUCAGAAAUUGCUUGCCUGGAUGCUCUGAAGGCUGAUGGGAGGGUUGAUGAGAUGCAAGUUUGCUCUCACGUUUCGGCUCUUGGGCAACAGCUAGAAUUUACUGAACCCGCCGACCCAAUCAUGGAGAGCCCAUUCUCGGCAACAACAGGAUUACUCCGCCCCGAGAUUCUAACCAAGAAUAUGACUGCCGUCUUCCGCAUUGCUGCCCGAAUUUACCUUUGCAGCCUUGUCCCCGGAUUCGAAGCGAACCAGCCCAGCAACAUCAACUUGGUUCAGGCCCUCGCGAACACUCUCCAAUACAUCCCUUCGGGCCAAGACGGAUUCGAUCGCUCGCUCGUAUGGCCACUGUUUAUUGCAGGUGUAUACUCCACGCCAGGCUGCCAAUUCCGCACCGUCCUGAUGGAACGAGCUGCAGCACUCGCAGAACACGCUGACCUCGGGAGCUUCGGUCGUAUGUACCGAGUUUUGCAGGAAGUAUGGCGCGUUACCGACGAAUUCGCCGGACAAUGCAGCAGCCUAGAAGACAAUUCCUCAUCAUCCUCACAAACCGCCAGCCCUGUCAAGGACGAGCCCCCCAGUUCCCCCAAGGAGAGCGAGAUCAGCUGGACGACGAAAGAAGCCAAAAAGCCCCACUGGCGGGACAUCAUGCAGCAAAAUGGCUGGAACUACCUUCUUCUUUGA
Molecule: messenger RNA, 2031 nt
Organism: Aspergillus mulundensis
Lineage: Eukaryota; Fungi; Ascomycota; Eurotiomycetes; Eurotiales; Aspergillaceae
Product: Zn(II)2Cys6 transcription factor
Exons: 3
Coding region: 1-2031 (676 amino acids)
Biological process (GO): positive regulation of transcription by RNA polymerase II
Cellular component (GO): nucleus
Molecular function (GO): transcription cis-regulatory region binding; zinc ion binding; DNA-binding transcription factor activity, RNA polymerase II-specific
Source: RefSeq, a predicted model, not a curated record